Messenger RNA from Blastomyces dermatitidis ER-3, 348 nucleotides. RefSeq lists its product as uncharacterized. NCBI's taxonomy places the organism in Eukaryota, Fungi, Ascomycota, Eurotiomycetes, Onygenales, Ajellomycetaceae. The record is from RefSeq and is a predicted model, not a curated record. The transcript has 2 exons. Bases 1 to 348 code for a protein of 115 amino acids.
AUGAAAGUGAGAGAAGAAAUUAAGCUUCUCAGAGUCACUGUCUCUGAAAUCAAGCUCUUUCCAGAUUUCUCUCUGAAUGAUCACACAGAGUCAUAUGCUACUGUAUUGACUGAGAGAGGGAACAGCGUUGCAACAGCGGUGGAGAGAGCAGGGAAUGAACUGAACACAGAUGCAUCAGUCAGCAGAAGAGAUGACACCUCACUGCAAGGCACAGCAACUACCACCGCGGCUGUGAGAGAAGCAGGAGAAGAUGUAGCAAUGAGAGUGAUGCUCCUGCGGCUCAUUGACAUCAUCUCUGCCUUCAACCUGACUUUCUUAGCGGCUACAGAGGCUGCAGCCGCAUCAUGA